Molecule: messenger RNA, 2984 nt
Organism: Eubalaena glacialis (North Atlantic right whale)
Lineage: Eukaryota; Metazoa; Chordata; Mammalia; Artiodactyla; Balaenidae
Gene: SLC6A12
Product: solute carrier family 6 member 12
Exons: 16
Coding region: 234-2087 (617 amino acids)
Biological process (GO): sodium ion transmembrane transport; neurotransmitter transport
Cellular component (GO): plasma membrane
Molecular function (GO): gamma-aminobutyric acid:sodium:chloride symporter activity
Source: RefSeq, a predicted model, not a curated record
GCUAGGGGUUGGAGACGUGAGAGAGCUGGCGUGAACCCUUGGGACGGUGGAGACUUCUGGAAGUCAUCGUGACUGAGGAGAACACUGUGUUUAAGGAGACUUAAAGCCCAGAGAGGAGGUGUGAUUUGCCUAAGGUCACACAGCAACGUGGCCGCUCAGCUCGCCAGUUACUGUACUGGCUGCGCCUCUCCUGCCGUCCUGCCCACUCCCAUCUGUGGCCUCCCAGCCCGUCCAUGGCUGCAGACGACAGAAAAGUGGCAGUUCCCAAGGAUGGGCCUUCUGUGGUCUCCUGGGUCCCUGAGGAGGGAGAGAAGUUGGACCAGGAAGGCAAGGACCAGGUGAAGGAGCGGGGCCAGUGGAGCAACAAGCUGGAGUUCGUGCUGUCCGUGGCCGGCGAGAUCAUCGGGCUGGGCAACGUCUGGAGGUUUCCCUACCUCUGCUACAAAAACGGGGGAGGAGCCUUCUUCUUCCCCUACUUCAUCUUCUUCUUCACCUGCGGCAUCCCAGUGUUCUUCCUGGAAGUGGCGCUGGGCCAGUACACCAGCCAGGGCAGCGUCACAGCCUGGAGGAAGAUCUGCCCCCUCCUCCAGGGCAUUGGCCUGGCGUCUGUGGUCAUCGAGGCCUAUCUGAACGUCUACUACAUCAUCAUCCUCGCCUGGGCCCUCUUCUACCUGUUCAGCUCCUUUACCUCCGAGCUGCCCUGGACCGCCUGCACCCACUCCUGGAACACAGAGGACUGCGUGGACUUCCUGAACCGCUCGGCAGCCAGCGCAGCGGCCCCGCCCGUGAACUUCACCUCCCCCGUCAUGGAAUUCUGGGAGAGACGUGUUCUGGGCAUCAGCUCCGGCAUCCACGAACUGGGGGCCCUGCGCUGGGAGCUGGCCCUCUGCCUCCUGCUUGCCUGGGUCGUCUGCUACUUCUGCAUCUGGAAGGGGGUCAAGUCCACGGGCAAGGUUGUCUACUUCACAGCCACGUUCCCCUACCUGAUGCUGGUCAUCCUACUGAUCCGAGGCAUCACCCUGCCCGGAGCCUACGAGGGCAUCAUCUACUACCUGAAACCAGAUUUGCUUCGGCUCAAGGACCCCCAGGUGUGGAUGGACGCGGGCACCCAGAUCUUCUUCUCCUUCGCCAUCUGCCAGGGGUGCCUGACGGCCCUGGGCAGCUACAACAAGUACCACAACAACUGCUACAGGGACAGCGUCGCCCUCUGCUUUCUGAACAGCGCCACCAGCUUCGUGGCGGGGUUUGUGGUCUUCUCCAUCCUGGGCUUCAUGUCCCAGGAGCAGGGGGUGCCCAUCUCUGAGGUGGCCGAGUCAGGCCCUGGUCUGGCCUUCAUUGCCUUCCCCAAGGCUGUGAGCAUGAUGCCCCUGUCCCAGCUGUGGUCCUGCCUCUUCUUCAUCAUGCUCAUCUUCCUCGGGCUGGACAGCCAGUUUGUCUGUGUGGAGUGCCUGGUGACAGCCUCCGUGGACAUGUUCCCCAGGCAGCUCCGGAAGAGCGGGCGGCGGGAGCUCCUGAUCCUCGCCAUCGCGGUCAUGUGCUACCUGAUCGGGCUCUUCCUGGUCACCGAGGGCGGGAUGUACAUCUUCCAGCUGUUUGAUUAUUAUGCCUGCAGUGGCACGUGCCUGCUGUUCCUUUCCGUGUUUGAAGUGAUCUGCAUCGGCUGGGUGUAUGGGGCUGACCGUUUCUAUGACAACAUGGAGGACAUGUUUGGCUACCGGCCGUGGCCCCUGGUGAAGAUCUCCUGGCUCUUCCUGACCCCGGGCCUUUGCCUGGCCACUUUCCUCUUCUCCUUGAGCAAGUACACACCUCUCAGAUACAACAACGUCUACGUGUACCCGGCCUGGGGAUACUUCAUCGGCUGGCUCCUGGCUGGCUCCUCCAUGGGCUGUGUCCCACUCUUCAUCGUCGUCGCCCUCCUGAAGACCCAGGGUUCCUUCAAGAAGCGCCUGCGGCAGCUCGUCACCCCUGACCCCAGCCUGCCACAGCCCAAGCGAUACCUGUGUCUGGACGGUGGCAGCAGCCAGGACUGCGGGCCCUCCCCAACGAAGGCGGGUCUCAUGGCUGGGGAGAAGGAGACGCACUUGUAGGAUGUGGCCGGAAACCAGGUGGCUACUGAGCCAGGAAGCUGGGUCAGGGCCCCUGUGCCCCCGGCGGACAGCCUUCACCUCUGCCCCCUCCCGCAGCCCUGCCGAGAAGCUCUGUGAUGUCCGUGGGCAGCCCCUCCCGGUGGGCUAGAGAUGGUGCCGCCGGAGCCUGCCGUGCCUGUUGGAACACCCCGUCUUAUCUGUGAAGGCGGAGGUCUUUCUGGAGCCCACCGUCUGGUUAGAACAACUGCAGUGUGCAACAGCGGGACCACCCAGUGUAGGGAGGCUUCCUCUUAGCACUUGCGAUCUCUGUGCUUGGGGAGGGUAGCGCCCAUAGAGAUACGCGCCACGUUGCAUGUGACAACUGAACACCCCACGCUGGAUCCUGACGCUCCACUGGAGGGCUCCCUCACCUGGCUUAGUGUCCUGGAGCCCGCGGGAAGGAACCAGAGAAACGGCCACCGUUGUCUUGCGUUUUCCCGGAGGUGGUGUCUCAAGGUGUCCCCAGCUCCAGCCCUAGUUCCACGCCCGCCUUGCAGUGCUGUCCUUAACGCACAGAGCAUUGGGGUGGCAGGGGCUCAGGAUGGCCCCCGCACUUGGCAAAUAGGCACGACCACGGGCCUGCACCCAGGACAGACAUGGCUAGUCGAUCUCAGGUUCUUCCCCAGCUGACAGCCUUCCAAAGACAGUGCCCCUGGCAGCUCAGUUUGCCAUCCUGCCUUUGUCCCGACCCCGACUUCAUGGGUGAGGAAACUGAGGAACCCAAGAGACAAAAUGAUUUUUCGAGUUCAUGAAGCUCCUCGGGGCCAGAGACACGACUAAAGCCGGGUCUCCUGCUCUCAGGCCGGUGUCCCUCCCACUGCCCCCUCCUGCCUUGUUAACAAGCACCCAUGGAUCGCC